Aspergillus fijiensis CBS 313.89 is the source of this 1080-nucleotide messenger RNA. Its product is annotated as 2OG-Fe(II) oxygenase family protein. Gene Ontology annotation, cellular component: endoplasmic reticulum. Lineage: Eukaryota; Fungi; Ascomycota; Eurotiomycetes; Eurotiales; Aspergillaceae. The record is from RefSeq and is a predicted model, not a curated record. Gene Ontology annotation, molecular function: L-ascorbic acid binding; procollagen-proline 4-dioxygenase activity; iron ion binding. Gene Ontology annotation, biological process: peptidyl-proline hydroxylation to 4-hydroxy-L-proline. The coding region runs from base 71 to 856 and encodes 261 amino acids. The transcript has a single exon.
UGGUACACCAGACCCGAACAUAUCAAGUUGCUACACACCCACCCACAGAAUCCCCCCCACAACAACGAAGAUGGAUACCUUCCUCCCCGCCACCGCACCCCCGAACGCAACCGCCCACCGCAUCGACUUCAGCCAGACCACCCCACCCCUCCCGUCCUACCGCCACCUCUUCGCUGCGAUCAUCGACAACAUCCUCACCGAACCCGAAUGCACCGAGCUCCUCCGCCUCGCCGAAGCCAGCACCAGCACUCUCACCGCGACCUCCCAGACCCCCCAAUGGGAGCGCGCCAUGCUCAACGUCGGCGCCGGCGAACAGGUCCUCCGCCCGGACACGCGCAACUGCGGCCGCAUCAUCCUCGACGCGCCGGAGCUGGCGCAGAAACUGGGCGAUCGGAUCCUCCCCUUCCUGCGGGAUGAGUUCGGCCUCGACGUGCUGGAAAAAGACGCCUGGCGCGUGACGCUGCAGACGCGCCGGCGCUACCGGCUCACGCGGCUCAACGAGCGGCUGCGCUUCCUACGGUACCAGCGCGGCGAGUUCUUCCGCCCGCAUCGGGAUGCCUGGUAUACCACGCCGGAUCGUCGGGAGCGGUCGUUUUUCACGGUGCACGUGUAUUUGAAUGGGGAGGGGCAGGGGCACGGAGAGGAGGGUUUGGUGGGUGGGGCGACUUCCUUUGUGAGGCGCUUGGAGGUCGAGAGCGAGGAGGAUGAGGUUGUCAAGGUGCUUCCUAGGGUUGGGUCGGUGUUGGUGUUUCAGCAGAAUGAUCUGUUGCAUGCUGGGGAGCCGGUGGUGUCCGGGGUUAAGUUUACUUUAAGGACGGAUGUGAUGUUUGAGGAGAUUUUGGAGGGUGAAGAUUGAGGGUGAAGAUUGAGGGUGAAUAGAAGAUGGUAGACGGUGAGGUGAGGGUGGAUACGAGGUUUAUGAUUGUAUGGGUGAUGGAUAGCUGUUGGCAUAUUGUAGUGGUGAAGAUGAGGGUUGGAGGGAUGGUGUAUAGUCGGCGAUAAGCGAUAAGAGGUCGGUUGCAUCAUAGCUCUGUUGUUGCCUGAUGCUUCUUUAUGCUUCCCCCACUUCCUCUCGGUAAC